GGGCUAUGACGGCAUACAGCGUCACCCCGACUGAUUGCGGGCAAGGAAUCACUCGCCUUGCAAGGCCACUGGACUGGGCGAACAAGGCACCCGGGCGUACUCUAGUCGCGACCUAGGUAUCCGGUGAUUGUCCCGCGAUGUUGUCUUUCUUAUUGCUACCGCUGUAAUUAUUAAUCGUUCGCAUAACAUAUUGAAUCUCACCACACCGCAAUGGAGAAACGAUCCAAGUGGAAGCUAUUUUCAAAGGACAAGAGCAAGAGUCCUACAGAUGAUCCGGGUUUCAGUGUGCCGUCGGACAAUAGACUGGCUGUCCCUGACGCCAGCAAUUCAGAGACCACAAACUCAUUGACCACUGAGGGCAGCUCCAACGCCUCCGCAACGUUGACAAACCCGUCCUCGAGCAACACAUCAAACCCUAGGCAGGCCAAGGGCAACGGUAUCAAUGACAUGGCGGCGAUUGGACCGGGAAGCCAACUUCAGGACCCAGCGACGCAGAGCAACCCUACUAUCAAACGUGAAACUCAUACCAAUACGAACACAGGCCAGACUGUGACCACAACAACAACCACCACCACCACAACCACCACGGUGACUGGUCCUAAUGGAACCACAGUCGUUCAGGAGCCUCGAGUAGGCGCCGCCGAGCUACCGGCAGCCAGUACGCCAGGGUCUGAUUACCAGCCAGCGCCUACUCCCAACGAGCCCGGACUCCGACCUGCUCCAUUGACAAUACCCCCACGGCCGCCGAAGGAGGCUCUAGACUCAGCUCCUAGGAAGAGUUCGGAAACACCCGGUCGCCGAAUUAUUCCUCCUCGCGACCCUCUGACAUCACCUUCUGCGACAGGCGUGUAUGACUCGAUCGCGACACCACCAGUGCCCGAGCGUAGCACGAACAGGUACGGUGCUCCGCAAAACUUCUCAUACCCGGGGAGGAAUGAUUCGCCACCAGACAGCUACUUCGUAGACGCACCCAGAGAGCCUCGUUCCACCUUGGAGAGUCUCAAAACCGCGGCAGUGGGUAUUCAUGGGGUCGGGGAAACACUCCGCGGAACUCUCAAUGACACAGUAGACCGCCGGUUCGGCAACAACCAGCAAGCACGAGACAAGAAUCAGGCCGCCAUCGACGCCGGACGGUUCGAAAUAGAGCAACGGCGCCUCUAUAGGGCAGAGGACACGCGACAGGCUCAGGAGCAGCAGGAGAGAGCCCUGGAGCAGCAGCAACAACUCCAACCGGGGUCCGCCAAAAUGACAGCAGACGGUGCAGAUCGCGCUAGCUGGGGAACCUUUGGUGCCCCUGAUGGAGACAACGGAGCAAGUAGCAGGCUUGGAAAGUUAUUUGGCAGGCCUACAUCACAAAUUUCAGUGAACAAGCCCGUUCAGGCUGAGCCACCCAAAGAAAGGACCAGACUGCGCAAGAGGAGCAGUUCCGCACUUGGCGUGGUCCAGGAGUAAGAACUGUUUUUCAUUCGGGCCACAGUGUACUGAAUCCAGGCAUCUAUGGAUGAGAUUUUUGCAGGCCUGGGAACGCAAAUGAAGCUGGGUCGAUGUGAUAGUUGGGACGGCCUCCAAAGGGCACCUGGGCUUCCUGGGGGAGCGGGCUGCUAAUAAAGCAGCGGUAAUCUGACUUGAGCCGGCAACUAAAUCUCAACAACUAGCAAAGCUUUUACUUCAAGUUGUGUGAUAUCUGUCAAGAAACAAUAUUCCUUUGCAAAGGAUGUUCAAAUCCACAACAGCGGAUGUGGUCUACGACGAUCACCUACGCUUUGUGGACUAAUUGAAUUGCUCACAGUGAGCCUGCCAACA
Molecule: messenger RNA, 1803 nt
Organism: Diaporthe batatas
Lineage: Eukaryota; Fungi; Ascomycota; Sordariomycetes; Diaporthales; Diaporthaceae
Exons: 2
Coding region: 211-1452 (413 amino acids)
Source: RefSeq, a predicted model, not a curated record